Molecule: messenger RNA, 699 nt
Organism: Salvia miltiorrhiza (redroot sage)
Lineage: Eukaryota; Viridiplantae; Streptophyta; Magnoliopsida; Lamiales; Lamiaceae
Exons: 4
Coding region: 1-666 (221 amino acids)
Biological process (GO): proteolysis
Molecular function (GO): cysteine-type peptidase activity
Source: RefSeq, a predicted model, not a curated record
AUGGUCCUUAAGGAGAGUGAUGGCAACUCCCUAGAGUAUGAUUUUUUUGCAGAUAUCAUGGACCAGAGCAAAGAUUUGGUGAUAGGGGCUAUUGAUUUGUACAUGUUGGCGUUGAGGAUUAGAAACGGCCCUGGGGCCAAUGCAAUUCGAGGCGUAGGCAUUCCGAAUACUCAGAGAUCAUGGAUCAAUGCUACUCAGGUUAUUGUCCCUUGUCUCGUCGGUUCACACUAUGUUGUAUGUCGAUUAGAUCUCCAUGAGGGGAUUUGCGAGUUAUACGACUCGCUUCAUUAUUGUCUUAACGAGGAUACUCGUGCAUACCGAGUUCAACAACUCUCUGGAAUACUUAAGCUGCUACCUCGUUUGUUGUUGUUUGGUGAAUGGUUCGCUUAUAGUCCGAUUCGAUCUCCCAAUUUCCAAAAUCGGAUGGAAUUUAUUUUGAGGGUAGCUGCACCGACGCUGCAGUUUAAUCAGACAGACAAUGUUAGUUGCGGCGUAUUCUGUUGCAUGCAAGUAGAGCGGCUUACUGCCGACUCACCCUCCAUUGAAUGGGGUCAUGGCCACGUCACCGAGUAUAGGUGGAACAUUGCUGCUAGGAUAUUUGAUUUGUGCAAGACCCCAGCGGUAGAGCUAGAAGACUCACGAGUUUGUCCACAUUUGUCCAAUUGAGUAUUGGAUUUUCGAUAUGUGAUUUAAUUAAAU